This is a messenger RNA of Ostertagia ostertagi, 813 nucleotides long. NCBI's taxonomy places the organism in Eukaryota, Metazoa, Nematoda, Chromadorea, Rhabditida, Trichostrongylidae. The record is from the annotation of a GenBank genome assembly.
AUGAAGGAAGAAUCUGCAUGGACCCAGUCGGUGACAUACCGUCCGACAGAACGAAUUCACGCAGAGCACCGUCACGGUGAUACUUCAGAAUGCUCGAACGGGGCUCUCAUUUGCUCGACACUCCAAACAAGCACUAUAGAAUACUCGACAGAAUGGCCUUACGAAAGGCUAUCAUCACUUCGUAAAGUUCUCCGCUCUAUGGCCCUCGUGCUCAAGUUCGUCAAACUGAAGCUAGCAAGACAAGACGAAGUCCUGAAUUCAAUACCUGAGCUCCAACACAUUUCAACAUUCAAACCUUUAACUACUAUCCAGUCUCAAGACACUGGAGCAGCUGAAAGCGUAUGCAUAAAGCAAGCACAGCGCACGAUCAACUCUUCGAAACUCCAACAUCUCAACAUUUCAAAAGAUUCCAACGGAUUAAUGCGCUGUUAUGGAAGGCUCACACAUUCAUCGUUACCACUUACACACCAUCAAUCCUAUACUAUUGCCUCCCACUCACAAAUAUACAAUUUUACUUAUACGCGACACUCACGAAAGAUUAGAGCAUACCACUACCCAGACUCCCCUGCGCUCCCUCGCUCUCGAGCCACCCCAUCGCGAGUAUUCGAGAGCGUAGGAGUGGACCUGGCAGGUCCUUUCCUCAUCAUCGACAAACGAGUUUCCGCAAAAGCGAUGGGUGUGCCUCUUUACCUGUAUGAGCACAAGAGCCGUACACUUGGAGGUAUUGCAAGGGUUGAGCGGCGAGUGUUUUAUAAAUUGCAUGAGACGAUUCGCAGCGAGGCGUGGAAGACCACGAACGGUCAUAUCCGAUAA